UUUUGGAUUUGUAUUAGCGAGAAUUUGUAAUUUCGACCUUUAGCCUUUGUCAAGGCCACAAUGUCGGUUCAAGCAAAGAGAUUAUAAAUAUGCUCCUUUACACGCGACAGCCAGCAUAUUUACAAACGGAGUUGCAGAGUUGGUUUCCUCCUUCUGCAACAGCCAGCAUAGUUACAAUUUACGAACAGAGUAAUUUCGCCUCCCAGGUCUUGUCAAGGCCUCCUAGACUGAGUCAACCUCCUCCAUCAGCCGCGGAUUCUUCGUCCUCUUAUGCGCCAUUGUAUUUUCACUUCUACAGCCGAUACGAUGAUGCAACAUCAGAUGGAAAGGAAUUAACUCUUGAAGAUUUUGAAAAGAAAAAGAAAAAGGAAGAAAAGGCUAGAGAGAAAGAACUGAAAAAACUCAAGGCUGCACUAAAAGUGGAAGCAGCAAAACAGGCACAAGCUGCUUCCAAUGUGUCAAAGAAGGAUAAGAAGAAGAACUCAAAAAUGGAGGGUGAAGAGGAAAAUUAUGAAGAUUUUGUUGAUCCAGGGACACCCCUGGGAGAGAAGAAGCAGCUCUCCCGUCAAAUGGCAAAAACUUAUAGUCCCAGUGCUGUAGAGAAAUCGUGGUAUGCAUGGUGGGAAAAGUCCAAUUUCUUUGUUGCUGACCCAAACAGCUCUAAGCCAGCUUUUGUGAUUGUCUUGCCCCCACCAAAUGUGACUGGCGCUCUCCAUAUAGGACAUGCACUUACAGCUGCCAUCCAGGAUACAAUUAUUCGUUGGCGGAGAAUGUCUGGAUACAAUGCCUUGUGGAUCCCAGGGAUGGAUCAUGCUGGAAUCGCAACCCAGGUUGUUGUGGAAAAGAAGAUCAUGCGGGAGAGGAAUUUGACUAGACAUGAUAUUGGUCGGGAGAACUUCGUAUCUGAAGUCUGGAAUUGGAAGAAUGAGUAUGGGGGUACUAUACUGAAGCAAUUACGUCGCCUGGGUGCGUCACUUGAUUGGUCUCGUGAGUGCUUUACCAUGGAUGAGAAAAGGUCUAAGGCUGUUACUGAAGCAUUUGUUAGGCUGUCCAAUGAAGGUCUUAUAUACAGGGCUCCACGUAUGGUGCAUUGGGAUUGUGUCUUGCGUACCGCAAUCUCUGAUAUUGAGGUUGAAUACACAGACAUAAAAAAGAAGACACAUUUGAAGGUCCCUGGAUAUGAAGAGCCUGUGGAGUUUGGGGUACUGACAUCAUUUGCUUACCCCUUGGAAGGUGGGCUUGGUGAAAUCGUUGUGGCAACCACCAGAAUUGAAACUAUGCUUGGUGAUACUGCUAUUGCUAUACAUCCUGAAGACAAAAGAUACUGCCACCUUCAUGGGAAAUUUGCUAUUCAUCCAUUCAAUGGAAGAAAGCUUCCAAUAGUUUGUGAUGAAAUACUUGUAGAUAUGAACUUUGGUACUGGUGCUGUUAAGAUAACUCCAGCCCAUGAUCCAAAUGAUUUUGAGUUUGGACAGCGUCACAAACUUGAAUUCAUAAAUAUUUUUACUGAUGAUGGGAAAAUAAAUAGCAACGGGGGUGCAGACUUUGAAGGAAUGCCUCGUUUCAAAGCUCGUGUCGCUGUGGCUGAAGCUUUAAAGGAAAAGGGUCUCUACAGGGAUGUCAAGGAUAACGAGAUGCGCCUUGGGAUUUGUUCAAGAAGCAAUGAUGUAGUGGAACCUCUUGUAAAGCCUCAGUGGUUUGUCAACUGCAAAAGUAUGGCCAAACAGGCUUUGGAUGCUGUGAUGGAUGAUGAUAACCGGAAGAUGGAGAUCAUCCCCAAACAAUAUGCUGCUGAAUGGAAAAGAUGGCUUGAUAAUAUUCGUGAUUGGUGCAUCUCAAGGCAGCUUUGGUGGGGUCAUCGAAUUCCUGCUUGGUAUGUGACACUGCAUGAUGAUAAGCAGAAGGAAUUUGGUGUUUGUGAUGAUCACUGGAUCGUCGCUAGAAAUGCAGAAGAGGCUCGAGAUUUGGCUUGUAGGAAAUUUCCAGGGAAGGCGAUUCUUGAGCUCUCUCAAGAUCCAGAUGUGCUGGAUACCUGGUUUUCAUCUGGUCUUUUUCCAUUAUCUGCACUGGGGUGGCCAGAUGAUACUGCAGAUUUAAAAGUUUUUUAUCCAACGUCCGUUAUUGAAACUGGACAUGAUAUUCUCUUCUUCUGGGUUGCACGUAUGGUGAUGUUGGCGAUAACACUGGGAGGUGAUGUACCAUUUAUGAAGGUUUAUUUGCAUCCAAUGAUCCGUGACGCACAGGGACGUAAGAUGUCCAAAUCAUUGGGAAAUGUUGUUGAUCCUCUUGAAGUUAUUAAUGGAAUUACCCUUGAUAAUCUUCACGAGAGAUUAAAGGAGGGUAACCUGGAUGCCAAAGAAAUUGAGAGUGCAAAAGAGGGACAGGCAAAGGACUUUCCUAAGGGUAUUCCUGAAUGUGGGGCAGAUGCUCUUCGAUUUGCCCUAGUCUCAUAUACUGCUCAGUCUGAUAAAAUCAAUCUGGAUAUCCAGAGAGUUGUUGGGUAUCGUCAGUGGUGUAAUAAACUAUGGAAUGCCGUUAGGUUUGCCUUGAGUAAACUGGGUGAAUAUUACACGCCUCCAACAAAUAUAGUUCCUCGUGAAAUGCCUUUUAUCUGCCAGUGGAUACUCUCAGCACUUAACAAGGCCAUAGCGAAAACUGUCUCAUCCCUGGAAUCUUAUGACUUCUCCGAUGCAGCAACAGCAGUAUAUUCGUUUUGGCAGUUCCAGUUGUGUGAUGUGUUUAUAGAAGUAAUCAAGCCAUACUUUGUUGGUGAUAAUCCAGAAUUUGUAUCUGCAAGAAGAUUUGCUCAAGACACCCUGUGGCUUUGUUUAGAUAACGGGUUGAGAUUACUCCAUCCGUUUAUGCCAUUUGUCUCCGAAGAAUUAUGGCAGCGUCUUCCAGCUAGCGGAAAUUCCAUAAAGAAAGAAUCUAUUGUGAUAAGUGAUUAUCCUGCAACUAUAGAGGGCUGGAAUAAUGAUUGGGUAGAAGCUGGGAUGGAAAAGGUGUUGUCCAUUGUUAAAGGUCUGAGGUCGAAGAGGGCAUUGUUGCCUCCGAAGGAGAGAUUCGCAAGGCGAAAAGCAUUUGUGCUUUGCUGGGCGGAUGAUAAUGUGGAGUUCAUACGAAGCCGCAAAAUGGAGAUUUGCACUCUAGCUGCGUUGUCAUCUUUGCAGGUCUCAAGUAACGGUGAUACAGCUCCGACUGAAUGGCUGAUAGAGGUUGUGGAUGAGUCUGUCACGGUUUUUCUUGAGGGAGAAGGGACUACUUGUGACCCAGUGGCUGAAAUUCAAAGGCUCAUAAAGAAGAGAAAAGACACUAGGAAGCAAUAUGAAAACUUAAACAAAAUGAUGAGUGCCUCUCGCUACAAAUAGAAAGUUCCGCUUAACAUCCAAGAAGACAAUACAGUGAAACUCUGUGUCCUAAGGCAAGAAUUGGAAUCAUUUGAAGAUAAUAUUCGGCGUUUUACACCUCAUAUUGAUCCGCGAGUACUGAAAUUACUGGAAAGAACUCAUAGCGCGCGAUUGGAGGCGCAGGAACGGGAAUCUUUUGAAGGACCUAGUACGUCUCUAUAAUCAAGUUGAGGUACUAUCUAAGUUGCUCCGACAUGGCAAUUUAGGUGCCGCACCCGUGUCGACACGACACUAGUAUGGGUGUGGGUAUGGGAUCUGUACCGGAUUUGGUCAAAUAAUUUUGGGUACUUUGAUCACAACGGACGGAAAUAUUCGACACGAGAUACAAUUUGAUUCCCAAAAUCAGAACCAAAACUAGGAUAAAUUUGAAGAAAAUAGCAUACCUUAUCUAAGAAAUUAAUUCUUUACUUAUCUAUAAUUUGAGAAUAAAAAGAAAUCGACACUUUACAAGAUAUACUUAAAUAUUUCACAAAAUUUAUCAUAAUUUAAAGAUAUUUUUAUAUA
Nicotiana tabacum (common tobacco) is the source of this 3911-nucleotide messenger RNA. RefSeq names its product valine--tRNA ligase, mitochondrial 1. NCBI's taxonomy places the organism in Eukaryota, Viridiplantae, Streptophyta, Magnoliopsida, Solanales, Solanaceae. The record is from RefSeq and is a predicted model, not a curated record. Gene Ontology annotation, cellular component: cytosol. Gene Ontology annotation, molecular function: valine-tRNA ligase activity; ATP binding; aminoacyl-tRNA deacylase activity. Gene Ontology annotation, biological process: valyl-tRNA aminoacylation.